Acanthopagrus latus (yellowfin seabream) is the source of this 9428-nucleotide messenger RNA. It is a transcript of the gene plppr4b, whose product is annotated as 2-lysophosphatidate phosphatase PLPPR4. Gene Ontology annotation, biological process: axonogenesis; phospholipid metabolic process; signal transduction. The transcript has 7 exons. Lineage: Eukaryota; Metazoa; Chordata; Actinopteri; Spariformes; Sparidae. Bases 361 to 2871 code for a protein of 836 amino acids. Gene Ontology annotation, molecular function: phosphatidate phosphatase activity. The record is from RefSeq and is a predicted model, not a curated record.
UAUUCUGAUCAUCCAUCGUCGGUGUCAGCAGUCAAACCUGUAGGCUGUCGUCUCCCCUCCUCCCCUGUGCGCCUGCGCUACCUCUCCUCCUCCUUCUCCCUUGAUUACUGAGGCUCCGUUCUCUACCGGACCGCUCAUCGGACGACAUGCACAGAACCAUGUCCGGGGCUUCUCACAAGCAGAGAUAAAGGGCCGCGCAGGUGUGGACACCGGAAGCCUGGACCGGAUAAGACCGCCUGUUGUCCCGCUACACAUCUCGCCAUGGAGAGCGUCUGAUCACGACGGGACGCCUGCUGGAGAGCUCAGUCAUUUUUUCGUCGUCACAUCUUGGAAUUGGGUUUAGGUAUCUGGAGGCCGACCAUGUCUGCGCGAGAGAAGGGGAUCCCGACCAAAGACAGUGUCAGCCUGCUGCCCUGUUUCUAUUUUGUGGAGCUGCCAAUCCUGGUGUCUUCUGUGGUCAGUCUGUACUUCCUGGAGUGGACAGAUGUGUUUAAGCCGGUGAAGUCUGGAUUCAACUGCCAUGACCGCAGCUUGAGCCUCCCCUACAUCGAUCCCAACCAUGAGGUCAUCCCCCUUCUGAUGCUGCUCAGCCUGGCUUUCGCUGGACCAGCCAUCACAAUUAUGAUUGGGGAGGCCAUCCUAUUCUGCUGCAUGUCUCGGAAGAAGAGUGGUGCUGGGGCGGAGGCUAACAUCAACGCUGCUGGCUGCAACUUCAACUCCUUCAUACGCAGAGCUGUCCGCUUCGUUGGUGUCCAUGCAUUCGGUCUCUGUGCCACGGCCCUCAUCACGGACAUCCUCCAGCUAAUGACAGGCUACCCAACACCCUACUUCCUCACUGUGUGUAAACCCAACUACACCACGCUCAACAUCAGCUGUGAGCAGAACCCCUACAUCAUGGAGGAUAUCUGCUCAGGGGCUGACCCUGCAGCCAUCAACCAGGGCAGAAAAUCCUUCCCAUCGCAGCACGCUACCCUCGCAUCCUUCGCCGCUGUCUAUGUUUCGAUGUACUUCAACAGCACUCUGACGGAUUCAUCCAAGCUGCUCAAGCCCUUGCUGGUCUUCUCCUUCACUAUCUGUGCCAUCAUUUGUGGUCUGACCCGGAUUAUUCAGUACAAGAACCAUGCUAUUGAUGUCUACCUUGGCUUCUUGCUCGGAGGUGCUAUUGCUGUCUACCUGGGCUUGUAUGCAGUUGGAAAUUUUCAGCCAAGUGAGGAGGCCAGCACCAGCCCCCCUCCACAGAUUCACCACCCCCCCUGCUCCUUGCCCCACAUAAGCCAGGAGGCUGUACUCCACCACCUGCAAAUGAAAGCAAGCAUGGCCGGUGAGCCGGGCAUGCACACCUCCCAUUCUGAGGGCCUUCUUCAUCGAGCCCUUCAACAGCAGAGACCUGAGGACAGUCUGAAGCGCUCUAGUGCAGAUGUCGAGGUGAUCUCCCCCCGCAGCCCUGUGAACAAAGAUGCCAUGGUGACCUUUAGUCACACCCUACCUCGGGUCCACACCCCCCAGGCCAUGGCAGCAUACGAGGAAGCUGCCAGACGUCACGCUGCCACCCUCCACCAUGCCUCCAUGGACUCCAGCCGCUCCAAGCAGCUUCUGUCUCAAUGGAAAAGUAAGAACAGCAACCACAAAUGCUCCCUGCAGGUCCCCGACUCCUUCUCCUCCUCUGUAGACUCGUCAUCUGGUCAGUCCUCCCAGCAUCCACAUCACCAUGGCAGCAUGGAGCUCAGGUCUAGCUCUGAGCCAUCAGCUAUGGGUCUGAAUGGAGGCUUUGAUAGCCAUGCAUACAUGUCCAAACUGGCCACAGGUACAAGUACUACCCUGCCCAGUAACUGUAGUGGUAUCACCGGAGGUACCAGAAUAUCCAUGCAAUCUAGACCUGGGUCGUCGCAGCUGGUCCACAUACCAGAGGAAGCUCAAGAGAAUUACAACACCAACUCCCCUAGGAUGAGGGUUGUAGGAGGAAGCGAGGGGAUGUCAACAUUAAAUAGUACAGCUCAAGCUAACUGGCAAAGAGCAGCAGAGAAGACAACAGCCUGCAGGACUGACAAUAACGGGCAGAACACCCAGCCACGAAUCAUGCAAGUGAUUGCUAUGUCCAAACAGCAGGGCCUACUACAGACCCACUCCAAGAGUUUAGAUGAGAGCAGCAUUGGCUGUGGCACCAAUGGAAGUUGCCAGGGAUCUACUCGCUACAGAGCGCUAACUGAUCAAGACCCCACCAACACCACAGGUCCCAGUUCACUGGGUAGUACCACAGGUAGUAUUUCAGGGAGUACUGGAGCAAUCAUCAGAGUAGAAGCCCACCCUGAAAACAGCAAGCCAGUGAUCCAAGCUCCAUCCACAGAUGGAAGCGGAUCCUGGAGAUGGCGGUCCCUGGAUCAUGGCACUGGGGUUGGUGGAGGUACAGGGACUGGUGGACCAGGAGGGGGAGGUGGAAGUUUGAAGCAAUCCUUUGACCUCAAUGAUUUAAACAGAGAUUCUGAAAGCUCAGACUCGAUACGUGAAGGGUCCAUUGACAGGAAGCGUGCCAAUCACAUCGUUACCACCACUGCCACUGUUAGCACCCCUCCUAUAGUUACUGUUCACACCCAGAGCACUGGCCAGUCCGAACAGAGGCUCCACCCGCAGGGACUCUCUACCAUAAGGGUGACUCCUGGGGAUGGUAGUGGUUCUGGAUCCGGUGGAGGUGGUGGGGGAGGGGGUGGUGGAGAAACCGGUUCAGAGACCCCCUCAAUUACCUCCAGCCGUGAGUCCACACUGCAGAGAAAAGGCAAUAACAUCAUCCUGAUUCCAGAGAGAGCAAACAGUCCUGAUAACGCCCGAAACAUUUUCUACAAGGGAACAUCAAUAACCCCUGUUUUCAGAGACUAACAUACUAACACGAAAAACAUAUGAAGAAGAUGUAGCUACUAAUAAAAGACAGUUGGAUUUUCAGUGAACCCUUUAUCUGUGACAGCAGUUAAUAUUAUCUGUAUAUAUAUCAUUAUAACUUUAAAAGAAAAGGUUUUAAUCAGCAUGCCAUUUUUUUUAUGUCUUUACACUCAAUCACAACCUUUUACGUGCUGUAGAAAUAAUCAUUGUGUACUCUGUGGUCACUCUAAGGAAAACCUAAUGUAGUGUCGAUGCUGUGCCAGUGCUUUGGGAAAAGGAGAACUUUUUUAAACAGUUCUGUAUGUUUUUGAUAUAAAUCAUCACAAAAAAAGAAAAAAAAUGCACAGUAGCAUUGAAACUGUAGCAAAAGCAGCAAAUACAGCAAAAAAAAAGUAUCAUAGCUGUGAAACCACUGUUUACUUCCCCACACUGUAAAUACUGUGUAUGUUUGAAAAGGGUGCUACAUCAGAAAAAUGCUAUUUCCGAUAAAACAUAUUUGAUUUGAAUAGAUAGAUAAUUAAUUAUUUUACAAAGAGUGAACAACAAUGACAUUAAUAUGUCACAGAGGUAUGUUUUCUAUUUUGUCUCUUACUGUACAGAUACCACAUACUCAACAGAAUACUGUUUUAAACCAUAAGUGUGCUUAGCAUUCCUUCUGUAGCUAUGAAGUCAAAUAUGCUGUGACUUGCACUGAAAUACGCGUUUACUGUACCUUGUAUACUGUAAACCCUGACCUUAUCUUUAUAUCCUGUACUUACAUUUGAUGUCCAUCCCAUAUCUACAGCACAAAAAGCAGAAAAACAGUGGAACGUUAUACUUAUUUAUAUCACAAGAUAAUUAGUACAUUGUCCUUAAUCAAUGCAAUACUUGACCUCAAGCUUCCCAAAUGAAUUUGGCAGGUUUCAGUGUGCUUAAAAGCUCCUUGUAGUUUUCUGAUGAACAUGUUGUGAAAUAUACUUGCUGCUGUCAAAUCCACAGCCAAAUGCUAAGUUGAACAGAGUCACAAAGUGGGGUAGUUAUUUGGGGGGCAACUUGGGAUCUGAAAUAAAACCAUGUCUAUGCAUUUUUCGCACUGAAAUGACUGGCAAACUGGCACUACUGGCAAACACUUAAAAGGCUCGGAUGGGAUAUGACAGUGUUGGGCAAGUUACUCAGGAAGUGUAACAUGUUCCCUUUUUUACUUAUUGCUGCAUUAAAAAGUAAUCCAAAUACUUUACUUACUACUUGGUAUCGAAAGUGAUUAGUUAUGCUCAUUAACAUUCUGUAUUACAUUUACAAAAAUAUCUACUACUAAUAAUAAUACUACUGAUAAUAAUGAUAAUAAUAAUAACAAUCUCCUCCAUGUUAUAACUUAGCAAUGAGCUACUUUAGAUCGUUUCCAUUUAGCGCCUUCCACAACUGUGCCCUGCUCUGAAAUCCAGUUUCUGUUGUUAGCAGGAGUACACGCUGCUUCACGGGCAGUAGACGUCUCACUGUCAGCACCGGUGUGUUUUUUUGACAAGCUUCACUCAGCUUUACUACCAUGUCAGAUGCUUCGUUAAUUUGGAUGUCACUGUUUUUUCAUGGAUGAAAGCAUAUUAUUGCUUGCGCAAAUUCUGCAACAAACCACAAUGUUCUUGUCUAUCUUCAACGGAGAUAUAUUCACUGAUACUGACCGGUCUGUCCCAUCCAACCUUCAGCUUUUUGCUAGCAAUGGACGUGACCUGCCCUGACCUGCUGCACAUACACAUCACCAUAAGACAACCUACAUAGGACAAAAAACAUAUUAUGUUCUGGCAGCAAUACAUUACUUAACAAUAGUAACUGUGAUAUUAUUACCGAUUUUGAAAUUAAUUCCUUACACAGCAUGUUACUAGGUAAAGUAAUAAUAUUACUGCAAUAUAUGAUUGCAUAAUGGGUUACUGUCCAACACUGAAUAUGAAAUGGUCCCAGUCGAAUCACUAAAAGAUAAACAACUGCCAUAUCAACCCAAAAUAAGAACAUUUCUCAUGAACAAAGUUGAAAUAAUGAAAUUAUGGCCAAAACAUAAACACACUAAUGCCUCCCAUGUUUCUAUGGUGAGGGGACUGAACAUCUGGGAAGAGUAAUUUAUCAUAUGGAAUACAUAUGUCCGUUUUAUCUCUGUGUUUGCAUCAGGGAUACUUGGUUGGUUGGUUGUGCAUAGCCUAGCUUAGCAUGAAGAGCUAGCUGUCUCCAGUGCUUUUACCAGGUGUUGGUGUUCCAAAUUUAGAAAUGUUGCUUUGUUAUGUUACACAAGUUGCUGCAAGGUUUUUUCCACAGUUUGUGUAGGCCAUCUGUUCCCCCCGUCUUUUUGCUAAGCUAAGCUAAACGUAUCAUGGUUCUAUUUUUGGACUGAAUGCACAGAGAUAACACGGAUAUUGGUCUUCUGUUCUGACUCUGGUUCAGCUAGCAAAGUAAUGUAUUUCCCAAAAUGUUGCACUGUUUUCUAAUCACCUCUUUCUUAAAAAACAAAACAAAAUAUUAAAAACAUAUUUUUUAUCCUAGUUAUUUUAAGCAGAAUGCUCUGUAAAUCACAUUGUGCUUACCAUAGUAGCACAAAUAAACUUGAUUUGUCGUAGCAUAUAUUUAUAGGUGCUACAUGUAGCAUUUGACAUAAAUAUACAACAUUGCUGUUAAAUUAAUACCCCAGUCUAAUUAUCAUCAUCAGAAGAAAGCCUUUUGGCAUCAUAGGCUUUGCUGAUCAGAAUAAGCCUGUUUCAUGUGAUUUUUGCUGGGAUUAGCAGUCCAUCAUCUGUAAUAUAUACUGGAAGAGAAGCACCUUUUUCCAGCUUUGAGCUGUAAUUUCCAUUUGUGCCAUAUAGCAACCAGCAGACUUUCUACCAAAUCCAACCUAGUGAGUCAAAUGUUAUGUAGAGGCCAGUAGAGGCUGCCAGUUCUCCAAGAAUGACUAGUCUGUUUAAGAUUGAAGUUGUCUCAUAUGAUUUUUGUUGAAUGAGUACAUGAGGUUAGUGACAGUUUCUCAGUUGAGAAAUGCAAAAUUGUUUGCCAACAGCAGUUUACAUUAUGAAGCAUACCAUUAUUAGCCUAUCAGUGGUUAUAUAGGCAUUCACUAUAUAUAAUUUAACACCCCAAUUUUGGCACCAAAUACAAAUAUUGUGCCAAAAUGACUGUGAGAAAAUCUGCCAAAGCUAGAGUUUUUCAUUGGAAGAGAUAUUAACUAUCAGAUGUAAUUUUCAGUAUUUGUAUAGCAAGCUUGCAUUAUAUUGUACAUGAUAUUUCUAUACCCCAUGAACAUCUGCAUGGUCACUUUUAUAUAGUCAAUAUCAAGAUUUUUAUCAGACGUAUUUCAUAGUAAGAGUUAUAUGACAAUCUUUUUUAACCAAGUACUGUUGCCCCUUCAUGUGAUACAGGCUCUUUGUGUUUUUAACCUAACUGAAGCUGCCACACACUCUGCAACAUAUUCAUUUCACAAGUGUACAUAAUUUAGCAAACAUGUAAAAAAAUAUAUCUGAGGUUUGGAUUCAGCUCAAUCAGUCACUGAAACAGAAAAUAUUUAUUUUAGAAGGAAUUCAGGUGGUUUCAAUGUUUUAAAUACAGUUUUUUGUGUAACUGUCAUCUUUUGAGUGUGUCCGUGCCUCAAGCACUUCACUGCACCUCAGAAUCAUUUCUUGUGGCCACUUUUAUCCCAAUGUUUAUAGGUACACUAGUUUCAAUCUCUCUUAACAUUUCUAAACAUGAAACAUUAGAGAAACAUUGUUCUGGUCCCAUCCAAGAUUUAAUUUUAGCUAGAAUUAUCGAAUGUUGCUGUCUUUUCACUGUAGACAUGCUGUCCUGCUAAGCCAUUAGUUGCAUUCCCAACUGUCUCUCUGAGGUGCAUUUUAGAGAGACAGCUUCCCUAUCAAAUAAACACUUACACACUGCAUGAAAAGUGGGAUUUUCGUCCCUGUAAAUGCCUGGAAAUCUCCCUUACUUUCGGCAGUUAACAACAAUUUACAGCCCAUGAACGUCACAUUGGUCUGUGCCACAUAUUGACAGAAAGGAACCAUGACAUAUGUGGAGCUCACAGGGGUGCUAAUGGUUCCAAUUAGCAUAUGAAUAGCAGCAAAACCACAACAGAACAACAGUUCACAGUGCAUUAGUGAUAAAACACUGCUCCACGCCAUUAACUCUCUGCUUCUUCUUCCUCAUGCUCCGGUCUACCCAGAAGUGUAAAAACUCUGAAAGGUCAUGAUCUCUCACAUGUAAUAAGAAUUGCUUUUCAACUUCAUUUAAAACGUUCAGAACCCAUAAAAUUAGAUUUUAAAGUCACACAUUUUAAACAGAAAUGAUUUAUACAUUUUAAUAUCCUGUUUAUCUCAAAAUAUGUCAUGCAAAUUUUAACUUCUUAAGAACUGGUGUAAGAACUGGUGUUUUGUCUUUAAUUUGUUCCCAGGAGAGAAACAUUGAAUAAAUAAAUAAUUUUGUCUAUCUUUUUUACAUAGCAUUGGCCAUAGCUAAUGACAUACACAGUAAUUAAUCUAGCCUACUUUCAUUAAAUAAAUCAAUUCAAGCUAAAAUUAAAGAGUCUAUAAUUAGGCUAUACUGAGCCUGAUAUAUUUAUACCAGAGAUUUCCUUAAAAUUAAGUUAAUACCUUUCAGAAAAAUGUUACCUGGGAUAAAACUCCCCCUACUGCCUUAAUUUGCAUUUGUAUAGCUCACAGCAUUUUCAUUUACAUUGUAAAGCCUCCCCUAGAAUUAGGGGGAGGAGGGUCAUGGGGGGACAAAUGCCAAGCAAGGCCUACGUCAAUUUCCGACAAUUUACGGCAGUUUUCGGUGUUGCCUGCAAAUUGCAGUGUGCAGUCGUAAACCUGAACUUCCACGACAAUGUGCAGUGCCACGUACUGACGAAUUUCCCACUUUUCAUGCAGUGACACUGGUUACCACACAGCACGAUACCUGAUUCAAGCUUAGAAAGAUAUGUAUCAGUGGCUCAGCCUUGAGAGUGAAAAAUCCUAUUCAGUUGUUUUCUGUCAGAACUUAUGCCUGCAUUAUACAGUCACAAUCACAAAUUAUAUGAUAUAAGCAUGAUAUAACUGAGUAAGAGUUAAUGUUUCUUCAGGGGAAACCACCUCUCCCAAAUUAUCUUUUUUUAAUGCAACGCUACAUGGAUCGGAAUAAAGACAAUUAUGUGAUACAACAUUUGUAAUAUAUUUUCCUUUUGACUUUACUUUUCUUAUUAAAAAGACCAAAACCAAGACUGUGUUAGUCCCUCUGCCAUUACUCUCUGAGUUCUCUCUGUGGCUUUUAGUCCCAACCCUAUUGCUUCUUACUGGAAACCAGCGCAAAAUAUAGUUUAAUUAAAAAGGCUCUGUAAUUUGGGGACUAUGAGUUAAGCCAAGAAAAAAAUACACGUUUGCAACAUCUCCUCAUACUGAAAUAAUUGAAUAGGUUGAUGUCAGCAAUUUCCACAAUUACAUCUAUCAUCAUUAAGAUACAUUCCCAAAAAAAUUUGCUUUAACUAUGCAUUUCUGCCUGUCAGGAAUCUCCCAGGAAAGUUAGGCUGACUGGGCAACCUAGUCAGGCUGAGACACCAUUUCUAUCUGAUUUCAGGGUGUUGGUAGGCUCAAAUAACUAUGUUAUUGUGGUAAUCACUAUAGUAAUAUGAAGAUACACACACAGACAUUAAAAACACACACAAUACUUGUUUAUUAGGAUGAAUUCAUUGCUGGUUUGGGUCUUCAUGUAAGAUUGAUAACAUCGAGAGAAAUGACACAGAUUUAUCCUCAAUUGUUCUCUUGUGCUCUCUUACACUGAAACAUAACCCACAGACUAAUGCAAAUCAAUAAUUGGCCUAUUAAACUGAUAUCUUUUUGGCUGUUAGUAACAAAAUCCAAUAUAGGACUAAAUCACUGACUGAACUACAUUCUACUGAUGAUUUCUUAAGCUGUGGAAAACAUAAACCUAUCGUAGAAUUUUAAAGGAGCCUCUUUACGGUGAACAAACUAUAUCAGCAAGAACAAACAUUUGUAGUACAUGUAGUACAUGAUAUAUGUGAAACCAGCCUGUAUGAAAUCAUGUUGUCAUGUCUAUCUUUACAAAGUACACAGCCUUAACAUUGUCCAUACUCCCUUUAGGAUGGCACAUAGAAAUGGCAGAAAUCCCCCCAGGAGUAACAUAUCUAACAUAUCAAUUGGAUAUAAAGAAAGAAUAUAUGCCGAGGAUAUUUAUAUUGCAUUGUUUUUAACGAUUCAUCUGAUUUAGAGUCUGUCCAUAAGACCUGUGAAAUCAAAGAGUGUAAUGUGACACAUGAGUAGAAAUGUAGAUCCAGUGGGUAGAAUUGUGAAUGGAUGCUCUCUGCAUGUAUAGCCUCUUGUGUUGUCCCCUGAUGACUAAUUGUUUUGAUACUGUGAUCAGCUGUAUGCAUUCUAUGCAGCAAGAAAAAAAAAAUCAGAAAUAUAAAUGUCUCAAUAGUUACAUUUUUGUGUAACAGUGAGAAUAGCAAAGUAUUGAUUGCUUAAAGACAGUUGAAUCUAGCAGUCACACUAAGUAUUCAGAGCACGUUGAUCAGGGUAGAUGACAAAAUUGUGCAUUGUCUAUAUGAUUGGAAUAAAUGUUUG